GUUGCAAUGACUGGUGAUGGAGUAAAUGAUGCACCUGCACUAAAGAAAGCUGACAUAGGAAUUGCCAUGGGAUCAGGCACAGCAGUUGCCAAGAGUGCUUCAGAUAUGGUUUUGGCAGAUGACAAUUUUGCUACAAUUGUUGCGGCUGUUGCAGAGGGAAGAGCAAUAUACAAUAACACAAAGCAGUUUAUCCGAUACAUGAUAUCUUCAAACAUUGGUGAAGUUGUUUGUAUUUUUGUGGCAGCUGUACUUGGAAUACCUGAAACUCUUGUUCCUGUCCAGCUGCUCUGGGUAAAUUUAGUUACUGAUGGAUUGCCUGCCACUGCUAUUGGUUUUAAUAAGCCAGACUGUGAUGUGAUGAAGGCUAAACCUCGUAAGGUUAAUGAAGCUGUUGUCAGUGGUUGGCUAUUCUUUCGUUAUCUAGUUAUUGGAGCUUAUGUUGGACUUGCCACCAUUGCGGGAUUCAUAUGGUGGUUUGUUUUUGCUGAUAGUGGGCCUAAAUUACCAUAUGUUGAAUUGAUGAAUUUUGACACUUGUUCAACAAGGGAUACAAGUUAUCCAUGUAGUAUAUUCAAUGAUCGGCACCCAUCAACUGUGUCAAUGACAGUGCUUGUUGUUGUCGAGAUGUUCAAUGCAUUGAAUAAUCUCAGUGAAAAUCAAUCUCUCCUUGUUAUCCCGCCCUGGAGUAAUCUGUGGCUUGUUGGUUCAAUUGUACUGACCAUGCUCCUUCAUAUUCUUAUCUUGUACGUGCGACCUUUGUCUAUUCUUUUUUCCGUGACGCCAUUGUCUUGGGCUGAGUGGACUGUUGUUUUGUAUCUUUCAUUUCCUGUUAUUAUAAUUGACGAGAUAUUGAAGUUCUUCUCAAGAAAUACAAAUGGAGCACGGUUCAAGUUUAGAGUGAGAAGAGCUGAUAUACUUCCAAAGACAGAAUUACAUAAUAAAUGACAAGUGGAAUACGUACCAAAUUUGGCGCGACGUUCAGGUUGGCCUACUAACCUACAGUUUGUUGUGAAACACCAUUCAGUCAUGUUUCUCUCUUCUGCUUUCAUCUGCAUUGUGCCGAGGAACUACCCAAGAUGUUUCCAAUACAACCGCACAGACUAUUCCAGUCUGCUGUGAGUUUUAUUCUCAUUCACUGAUGCCAAUUGGCUUUAUAUGUUGUAAGAAAUAGAAAAAGGACAAAAUUGCGAGUAUCAUCGGAUCUCAUAGACUACUUUUCUCAAAAUGCUGUUUGACAAUAAUUUAUAGAAUUUAAGGGGUUUUGGUUUGGCAUAGAACAAGUACUGCUCACAACUGCCUUCUUGUAUACAAUUUGCCCUCAAAAUACAUAGUCCUGAAGUUACGUUGAAACAAACAUUGUUCAGAUUGAUUUUUUAAGUAGUUGAAUCUUUGUCCAUGACGACUCAAA
Molecule: messenger RNA, 1408 nt
Organism: Camellia sinensis
Lineage: Eukaryota; Viridiplantae; Streptophyta; Magnoliopsida; Ericales; Theaceae
Source: RefSeq, a predicted model, not a curated record